CUUUAAAUGGACUAAUUCUUCAAUAAAAUUUCAUUGCGUCUGCUAACGACCUUGCGGGUGAAUCGUGUUCUGCAACUUUCGUUCAUUCAUGCCCGCAUUUUUUCUCCCGCCAAACACAAUCCUCAGCAACUCAAUCCCAUUCUCGCUCUCGCUUCAACCAAUUGCAUUUCUAAGUUCAGCGAAAAUGGAUGCUCGGAAUCCGCGUCGCCUGAAACGAGGCCAGAUGUCUAGAGCUGUCGCGGCCGUUAGACCGCCAUUUUCGGACGUCUCCAACUUUACGACAACUACUGACUACGGCCCCUCCUCAGCGGGGUCCUACUUCUUCAAUGACUCAAUUGAUUCAAAAUCCCAGACCAGUAGUGUAGCUUCCACUUCCGUACUAAACCGGAGCACUACAAAGCUCAGCUUCUCAGCGCCCUCUCAUUCUUCUGGCAGCACAGCUAUGUCAGAAGAGUCGGCAUUAUCCACGACUGGUCCCAAUAAAAGAUAUCCCAAGAAGAGGCGUUCAGGGAAGCUGUCUUUUACAGAAGAAUAUGCGUUUGAAGAUUUUGUGGAGAAACAAAAGGCCUAUUUCAAAGAGGUUGAUGAGUUCGAGCUGCAAGAGGAGGAAGCAUCUGACUAAUCUAUCUCAAUAUAAAUAUAUAAAUGUUGGUUUCGACUUUUAAGCAUGCACAUUAUAUCUUGAUGUGCCUUUAGCUGCGUAAAAAAUGUUAGAGUGCAAAAAGGAAGUCAGACGUACAAUUCGGUGGAAAUAUUUGAAAAUCAAUCUAUUCAAUAGCCUUAAGAUGUCUCCAUCGUUCUUUGUGUUAUUUCAUUCAGUGUACUUUUUUCUCUUAAUAAACUCGUUGUGUCAGGCGAAUGAAAAAGUAAUUCUAGGUCUAGCGAAUGAGAAUGAAUAAUAACUAUGCCAGUAAGUAUAUUAGCAAUACUUACCUCUUUUCUUGAGAGCUCUUUUAGGUUUGAGUUAGGCCAGGCAUUUUAAGUAUCAAAAGGUUUGCAACUUAAACUUAAAAAGGGCAUGGUUCAAAACAUAACAAAAAGGAUGAAAAUACUACUCUGUGAAAAUCCUGCCUAUAUUUAUAUACUAACUGUUAAUUACAUAUUAAGAUUCUGCCUAUAUUUAAGUACUUCAUGUUUAUUAUUAUUUAUUAGUAAAUCGUUAUUUUAAGUGUCUAUAUUAAAUAGUAAGGAUGGUAAGACUCAUAUAUAAACUUCCAAAUAAGAAUUCUAACGGGAUGUCUUCAUGGUUAUACUUACGAUGAGAUUUGACCAUCUCAUGGGCCAUGGCUGUCUUCACCCACAUUAAUAUACAUUGAAUUAGCUCAUGAUGAGCUCCUAAAAUGAAGAAGGCUACACAUAGUUCUUAUUUAUGGUAUUCCAGCUUUAUUAUAAAUUAAUUGUAAUUCCGGUUGAUUUAAUUAUGCCCUGAUAUAUUGCUAAUAGGUUAGUGGUAUAUGAUCUCAUAGUUGGUUCAAGGUUGUUGGUUUUAUGUGCAUAUAAGUUCCAACCAUCUCAUUGAAGAGUUAGUCUAAUCAUGGUUCUAAUGGACAAUCCUGUCAUAACAAGUGUUUUAGAACAAAUUGGUUUGGUCGAAACCUAGAAAUGGUUACGGCUUAUUAUUUUACUCAGCUAUUUUUCUUUUAUAUCUACUCUAUGAAGCAUGUAUAAGUUUAUUCUACUUUUUUUAUAAUCUUGAUUGCCUCCUUUAAAAAAUUAGCUUAGGGGAUAUCUGAAACCUAUAAAACAAGAUUUUAUUUAACUUGGAUUUGUGGCAUUUAGGUAUGUUUGAUUUCAUUAGAAUGCUUUUUCUAUAUGAAGAUUGCAGAAGUAGAAUAUCACUGGUGGCAUGUUUGAAGCUUGGAGCUGGCAGAGUUGAGCUUAUCUGGAUACAAUUCUCGGACAAAGUUAUGCUAAGAAACACAUAGCUAUUAUAACACGGUCUUAGUAGUGUUAUUAGUUUUAGAUGGGUGUUUUCUGGAAGUUGUGUUUGACACUGUUUUUACAUCCUUGUUUUGGAACUAGUGAGCAUAAUUUGGGUAAGUUUUUAUUUCCUCCAUUUUUUAGCUCAAGUUUUAUACUACGUACCAGUGUACCACAUUGAGGCUUGACUUUAUGUGUAAUGCAAAUAUUUCAUAUUUAAAAAGCAGUUAACCAUAUGUAAUGCAGUUAUUAAGUCAGUGUUUUGAUUGAAUGGAUAAGUUGUGGUUUUAAUUAAGUCGUAAGUAAAUAUGACUUCAUUGUUGAAUUGAACAAUUAAAUUGCUAUCCUCAUUAAGUUCAUUAAGUCGAAAGUAAACAUCUCCUUAACAUUUAACUACACGACAAUGAACAAGAGUCAACAGCAAACAUUGCAAACUACGAGUGCUUUCUUGUGAUAUGUGACGAUGAAGGAAAUCCGCAAAAAAACAAACCGUGAAAAAUGUCACCUGCACUCAGAUCUUCAAUAAUUUAUAAUGUGUGAACUUAUUAAACUUCUAACAUUUGUGAUUAUUUAUUUCCGAUUUCUCUCAUCUAUACGUUUACAUAUUAACAUUUUUAAUAUUUACAUAUUACAUCCCGUGCAAUGCACGGGUGAGAUACUAGUGAUUAACUAAUUUUGUUUGCAGAAGAGGCGUUAAGGAAACUGUCUUUUACCGAAGGAUCUGCGUUUGAAAAUUUUUGUGGAGAAACAAAAGGCUUAUUUCAAAGAGGUUGAUGAGUUCUAGCUGCAAGAGGAUGAAGCAUCUGACUGAUCUAUUGGCUGAUGAGUGUCUUAAAUUGGGUUUUUUGUUGAAGAGAAUAUUUUUCUAGUCAAGCAUAGCUUAGGCGUACCCUAGCGUAGUAGUCACCAUUUGGCAAUUAGGUUAGGAAUUCAACUCUUAAAAAAGUUUCUGUAAAUAGUGUUGUGAUCUAUUCCUCUUGUAGUCUCUGCACUGCUGAACUUUUAGCUUAUUCGCUUAUAGAAAGUAUUGGAAUUUCAUUUAGCUGUUUGUACAAUUUAACGGGCCUUGUUUUUACUUUUUAUACAGUUUCCCCGCUUCCCG
Molecule: messenger RNA, 3022 nt
Organism: Cuscuta europaea
Lineage: Eukaryota; Viridiplantae; Streptophyta; Magnoliopsida; Solanales; Convolvulaceae
Source: the annotation of a GenBank genome assembly